UUGUUAGAUAUUAUAUAUUUAAGCAAUGUUAUUUAUAUUUUUUUUAUAGUGUUAUUACUACGUCGUCGUCUUUAUCAUCGUAAUUAUAUCGAAAUGGUACGAUGGUUUACUGAACGGCGAUUCGGUUAUAUAUCUCAUAGUCAUAACUAUAAUAAGUAUCUUUGUCCUUUGAUAAAUGAUAAUGAAUAGGUAGACUACUAGAACUCGCCUCUCACAACACUGGGCGGCAAUGACUAAGGUGCUUGUGAUAUUAGCAUAGUAAUUAGUUGGCGAUCAGUAAAAUUAGAUAAUUUAUUGUGUAUCGCAUUUACGCUCUGGAUUGUUGAACUUUGCGGAACAAUCGCCAAGAAAAAGCACCUGUUGUCACAACGGCGUUGACUGCUGAGGUCUCAAAGUUUGGAAUCCGAAAAUAAUGUACUUCAGUGGUCUCUAGAACCACUUAACCUCCAUAAAAGUCUUCUACCAAAUUCGUUCAAAAUGGACGCGUUGGACUCGAUGAAUCCGUUGGACAUGCCAGAGGAUUUGGAUUUUGCAGGUUUUGAUGAGCUCUUGAAUAAGUACAAUGAGAAAAUGCCGGAAGUUGACACAAAACUAUUCACUGGUGAUCAUAUAUUGACAGAGUUUGAUGAUCCAAUAAAUGAUCCCUCAUUAUUGGAUUUUCCACCACUCGAUCUUUCUUUAAUUGAACCGGAUAUUCAUAUAUCACCUCCACAAGAUACUGUUUCACACAUUAUUGACACUCCAGUGAUUUCACCUUCUGCUAUGCUUAAUCCAURCCCAAAAGCACCUCCUUUGAUUAAACCUAAUCGUAAAGUUAUUCAAAAGCCAAUUAAACCAAAUCAUAUCAUAGGAAAAAAUGUUAAUAGAAAAAUAAGGUACAUUCAAAAACAUGGAAUUCAUACUCUCCUUCCAGUUAAAAAUGUUGGACAAAUUCACUUACCAUCUGAUCAAAAUAURAAACAAGUUUUUUUUAACGCACCUCUGAACACAUCACCUACAAUGGUAUAUACAUCAACAAAUGGUCAACCAAUUAUAUUAAAUAAUACUGCAUAUGUUACCACAGGUAUACCAGUUAUGAUUGAUUCAGACAUGUCAUCUAGCAAUAAUAUUGAUGUUGUGUCAAUGAAAGAUGAAAAACCACGAAGUUCACAUAAUGUUAUUGAAAGAAGAUAUCGCACAAGUAUUAAUGAUAAAAUUAUGGAAUUAAAAGAUAUGAUUCUUGGAACUGAAGCUAAACUWAAUAAAUCUGCUAUACUUAAAAAAGCUAUAGAUUAUAUUAAAUAUUUGGAAAUGGCUAAUGAAAAGUUAAAAGAUGAAAACAAAAUGUUUAAAUUAAAUAUUUCAAAAAAACUAGACCAAAGUCCUUCUACUUUAUUACAAGAAGAAUAUAAUAACCCUGGAUCACUGACACCUCCGCAAUCAUAUAUUUCCGUGUCUUCCCCAGAAAGAUCAGAAGGCGCCUCAUCACCUGAGAUUGUGAUGAAUUCUCAUUCAAUAUUGACCACUAAAUCUGGUAAGAAAGGUAUGGCUGAUCAUUCAAGAUUAGUGCUUUGCGUGUUCAUGUUUGUGGUAGUUGCAUUUAAUCCUUUUGGAAAUUUAUUGCCUAAUAGCAUUAUGUCUCCUUCUGAAUCUUGGACUGAAAAGGUCGAUGGUAGAACAAUUUUAAAUGCUAAAACAGAUUCUGAAACGGACGAUGAAACAUAUCAAAGUUAUGCUAUUAGUCUUUCCAUAUGGGCAUUAAAUAUUCUUAUGAUGAUCAUAAGUCUAACCUGUCUACUUAGUAGUGAUCCAAUGAUAUAUUCGGAUUCAGAAACUUACCAGGAAUACAUGCAAACAAGAAAACAAGCCGAAGAUAACUUGAAUAAGGGAAACAGAAAAAUCGCAGUUCUUGAACUCUCUAGAUGUUUGGAAAUUUUUGGUCGACCAAUUUUGACAAGUCGUAAGAAACUCUGGGCUUCAUUAAUAUGGCAAAUUAUCAGACAAUUUUUGCAUCAAUUCAAAGUGGUUGUAAUUUUGAAAAAAUGGAAUAAUGCUGUUUUUAAAAAUGUGACCAAUAAGCAUGAAACUUUAAAUACAGCUAAACAACUCAGUGAAAUUUAUCAUUUACUACAUAAAUUGUAUUUAAUUAGUGAAACUGAUUGUCCGUUACCUAAUGCUCAUAGGGGUAUUGGUCUAUACUUAGGACUUUGUUCAAUUAAUAUGGCUGAAGUAGCUGGACGACAAAUAAUUUCAGUUGAAACUUGUAUGCGCCUAUAUUCGACCAUUGCUCUUAAUUUUAAAACAAUCACAUUUAAAGGUGCUGGAUUUUUUACCAGAUAUUAUUUGCAUAAAGCACAAACCCAAGUGCUUAAUUAUAAUAGAUUACCUGCUAAUUUGAAUUGGCUUACAACUGACCAUGGAUUUCGAUUUUUCAUUGAUCACAAUUGGAAAUUUACUCCGAGUAAUGCUACAUCAUCAUUCACAACACUCUUUGACUGCAAUGAUCCACUAUCUCAUUUAACUAGAUCUUUCAGGGAAAAUACUUUAGAAAAAGCUUUACAGACAUUAAUAUCACCUGGGACAAGACAAAUUGUUCAAGCUGUUGGUCAUACCAAACAACCGACUGUAACUUCAGACGUUUUGCUAUAUGUACAGCGCAUUGUAGAAACUAAUUCAAUUACAAUGAAACCCAGGAUAAUUGGAAGCUCUGAAGUUAAUGUGGUAGAGGAUGAGAAAGUAGCUUGGUGGGGAGCAAUAUUUGCUGCUGGAACAUAUUGGAUAUUAGGUGAAGAAAAUGGUUUAGAUUUGCUUGAUAAACAUAUCUCCAAUGUUCCUCCAAGUUUAUUAGUUGAUCCAUUGGCACAAGCUGUACUUGCUGCCUAUGAAUGUCGAAAUAAAGUUCAUACAAUGAAACCUAGAAUUUUAGAACAUCAUUGUCAUGAAGCUAGUAAAAUAUUAUCAGAAACUUUAAUCUUAUUGCAAGCAAAUAAGCCCCAACCAAUUGUUAUAAUGACAUUGUUAUUAGCUUGUGACUGGUUAUUAGAAACAAGAAUGUUGUCAUGGCAAGAAGAGUGUAAAAAAAUGCCAGCAGGCUAUGUUAAUUUGGAAUUUUUAAACUUAAAAAGUUUCCAAGAAGAUUUAACUUCUUUACGAAAAAUUGCACAAUUUGUUCCGUUUGCUACUGCCAAAGUGUUCUUAUAUGAAGCAACUGCACGUUUAAUGGCUGGAGCUUCACCAACAAAAACUCAACAACUAUUUGAUCGCAGCUUAAGAAACAGAUCAACGCGGCAUUUUGUUAUUUGUACUAAAGGUAAAGGCGAACAAAGCACAGUUGGUUUAAGGGAGCAUGCAACUGCAUUAUUUAUGGCCUGUAAACAUUUGCCCAUGUCUCUUUUAUCACCACCUGGCAUAAGAGCAGGUAUGUUAGCCGAAGCAGCGCGUACUUUAGAAAAGAUUGGUGACCGGAAAAAUCUUAUGCAAUGUUACAAAUUAUUGAAAUCAAUAACAACCAAUUCGUCAGUCACAGAUUGAUUGUGUUUCUAUUAACAGUGUUGAUGCUUUUUAAAGAAUUUAUUGUUAUAGUUUUAAAAGUUGUCCUAAAUAUUUUUACAUUUGUUUUUUCAUUAAA
This is a messenger RNA of Diuraphis noxia (Russian wheat aphid), 3607 nucleotides long. It is a transcript of the gene SREBP, whose product is annotated as Sterol regulatory element binding protein. The record is from RefSeq and is a predicted model, not a curated record. Gene Ontology annotation, biological process: regulation of transcription by RNA polymerase II. Gene Ontology annotation, cellular component: nucleus. NCBI's taxonomy places the organism in Eukaryota, Metazoa, Arthropoda, Insecta, Hemiptera, Aphididae. Gene Ontology annotation, molecular function: RNA polymerase II cis-regulatory region sequence-specific DNA binding; protein dimerization activity; DNA-binding transcription factor activity, RNA polymerase II-specific.